AUGAUAAAAUUAUUGAAGUAAUUUUUAUUAAUAGGGAAUACUUAAAAAAUAAAUUUAAUAACUUCUUGUCCUAUUAUAAAUAACUAUAUACUAAAAGCAUCUAUAGUCUUAAGUGAGGUAUUAAAUGUCAAAACUAAGAGGAAAUAAAGAAAUAAUAAAUUAGAGAUAUUAUCAUCAUAUUUCACAAAAUUAUGGAAUGUAUGUUUAGGAUUAGUUGAAAAUAAGAUAUUAUUUUAUUAGAAAAUUCAAAUUAAAUAUUACAUAAAAAAUUACCAUGACAAAAUCGAAAAGUAUAUUAAUAUUAGAAUCAAUAAAUCGAUAUAAAUAUUUCAUGUUUUUAACACUACUACUGAACUAUAAUUAAUAAGAUAAGAAGGAAUCUAGAAACUAUUUCAAUGA
Paramecium pentaurelia is the source of this 399-nucleotide messenger RNA. The record is from the annotation of a GenBank genome assembly. Lineage: Eukaryota; Ciliophora; Oligohymenophorea; Peniculida; Parameciidae.